Molecule: messenger RNA, 14454 nt
Organism: Myotis myotis
Lineage: Eukaryota; Metazoa; Chordata; Mammalia; Chiroptera; Vespertilionidae
Gene: HIPK2
Product: homeodomain interacting protein kinase 2
Exons: 15
Coding region: 387-4163 (1258 amino acids)
Biological process (GO): peptidyl-serine phosphorylation; positive regulation of transcription by RNA polymerase II; intrinsic apoptotic signaling pathway in response to DNA damage by p53 class mediator
Cellular component (GO): cytoplasm; nucleus; PML body
Molecular function (GO): SMAD binding; transcription corepressor activity; protein serine/threonine kinase activity
Source: RefSeq, a predicted model, not a curated record
CCCGUGCAACUUUUGCCGAAGCCCCCACACACAGCCAUGCUGAGCUGAGCUCCGGCCGGGGACUGGCCGCGCGCUGCCCGCCCCGGCUCCCGCCCCACCGCGGACCCGCUCGGGGGCCGCGGCCGCUCGGCCCCUCGGCCUCCGCCGCUGCGCCCCCCGGCCGCCCCGGAGCCCCGCGCAGGGCCCGGGCCGCGGCGGCGGCGGCGCCCGGCUCUCUCCCCCGGCGCCGGCCAAGUGAGGCGGUGAUGCGGGCGCCAGCGGCCCCGGCUGCGCCGAGAGCGGAGACACAGGCUCAAGAUGGCAGAUUCCGACUGAGGCUGGGGGGGCCGAGCUCGCGCGCCGCGAUCCCUUCUCCGUUGCCAUGAAUCGCGGACACCCCGGCCCCGAUGGCCCCCGUGUACGAAGGUAUGGCCUCACAUGUGCAAGUUUUCUCCCCUCACACCCUUCAAUCAAGUGCCUUCUGUAGUGUGAAGAAAUUGAAAGUAGAGCCGAGUUCCAACUGGGACAUGACUGGGUACGGCUCCCACAGCAAAGUGUAUAGCCAGAGCAAGAACGUGCCACCUUCUCAGCCAGCCACCACAACCGUCAGCACCUCCUUGCCCAUCCCGAACCCAAGCCUACCUUACGAGCAGACCAUCAUCUUCCCAGGAAGCACCGGGCACAUAGUGGUCACAUCAGCAAGCAGCACUUCUGUCACUGGGCAAGUCCUCGGCGGACCACAUAACCUAAUGCGUCGAAGCACUGUGAGCCUCCUUGACACCUACCAAAAAUGCGGACUCAAGCGUAAGAGUGAGGAGAUUGAGAACACAAGCAGCGUGCAGAUCAUCGAAGAGCAUCCACCCAUGAUUCAGAAUAAUGCCAGCGGGGCCACUGUAGCCACUGCCACCACUUCGACUGCCACCUCCAAAAACAGUGGCUCCAACAGUGAAGGCGACUAUCAGCUGGUCCAGCAUGAGGUGCUGUGCUCCAUGACCAACACGUACGAAGUUUUAGAGUUCCUGGGCCGAGGGACGUUUGGGCAAGUGGUCAAGUGCUGGAAAAGGGGCACCAAUGAAAUUGUGGCCAUCAAGAUCCUGAAGAACCACCCGUCCUAUGCCCGGCAAGGUCAGAUCGAAGUGAGCAUCCUGGCCCGCCUGAGCACAGAGAGUGCUGACGACUACAACUUUGUCCGGGCCUACGAGUGCUUCCAGCACAAGAAUCACACGUGCUUGGUCUUUGAGAUGCUGGAGCAGAACCUCUAUGACUUUCUGAAGCAGAACAAGUUUAGUCCCUUGCCCCUCAAGUACAUUCGCCCAGUCCUCCAGCAGGUAGCCACAGCCCUGAUGAAGCUGAAGAGCCUGGGUCUUAUCCAUGCAGACCUCAAACCAGAAAACAUCAUGCUGGUGGAUCCGUCCAGACAACCAUACCGAGUGAAGGUCAUCGACUUUGGGUCAGCCAGUCACGUGUCCAAGGCUGUGUGUUCCACCUACUUGCAGUCCAGAUACUACAGGGCCCCUGAGAUCAUCCUUGGUUUACCAUUCUGUGAGGCGAUUGACAUGUGGUCCCUGGGCUGCGUCAUCGCGGAGCUGUUCCUGGGCUGGCCGCUCUACCCAGGCGCCUCAGAGUACGACCAGAUUCGGUAUAUUUCACAAACACAGGGUUUGCCAGCUGAAUAUUUAUUAAGCGCAGGGACAAAGACAACUAGGUUUUUCAACCGUGACACGGACUCGCCGUAUCCUUUGUGGAGGCUGAAGACACCAGAUGACCAUGAAGCAGAGACGGGGAUUAAGUCAAAAGAAGCAAGAAAGUACAUUUUCAACUGUUUAGAUGACAUGGCCCAGGUGAACAUGACCACAGACUUGGAAGGGAGUGACAUGCUGGUGGAAAAGGCAGACCGGCGGGAGUUCAUCGACCUGUUAAAGAAGAUGCUGACCAUCGAUGCUGAUAAGAGAAUCACUCCGAUCGAAACCCUGAACCACCCCUUUGUCACCAUGACACACUUACUCGACUUUCCCCAUAGCACACACGUCAAAUCAUGUUUCCAGAACAUGGAGAUUUGCAAGCGUCGGGUGAAUAUGUAUGACACCGUGAACCAGAGCAAAACCCCUUUCAUCACUCACGUGGCCCCCAGCACAUCCACCAACCUGACCAUGACCUUCAACAACCAGCUGAACACUGUCCACAACCAGGCUCCCACCUCCACCAGUGCCACUAUUUCCUUAGCCAAUCCCGAGGUCUCCAUACUAAACUACCAAUCUGCACUCUACCAGCCCUCAGCGGCAUCCAUGGCUGCGGUGGCCCAGCGGAGCAUGCCCCUGCAGGCGGGAACAGCCCAGAUUUGUGCCCGGCCGGACCCCUUCCAGCAAGCUCUCAUCGUGUGUCCUCCCGGCUUCCAAGGGCUGCAGGCCUCUCCCUCGAAGCAUGCUGGCUAUUCCGUGCGAAUGGAAAAUGCUGUUCCCAUCGUCACUCAAGCCCCAGGAGCUCAGCCUCUUCAGAUCCAACCAGGUCUGCUUGCCCAGCAGGCCUGGCCAAGUGGGACCCAGCAGAUCCUGCUUCCGCCGGCGUGGCAGCAGCUGACUGGAGUGGCCACCCACACAUCAGUGCAGCAUGCGACUGUGAUUCCUGAGACCAUGGCAGGCACCCAGCAGUUGGCCGACUGGAGGAACACGCACGCUCACGGCAGCCAUUACAAUCCCAUCAUGCAGCAGCCCGCGCUCUUGACUGGUCACGUGACCCUCCCAGCAGCCCAGCCCUUAAAUGUGGGCGUGGCCCACGUGAUGCGGCAGCAGCCAACCAGCACCACCUCCUCCCGGAAGAGCAAGCAGCACCAGUCGUCUGCGAGAAACGUCUCCACCUGUGAGGUGUCCUCCUCUCAGGCCCUCAGCUCCCCUCAGCGGUCCAAGCGCGUCAAGGAGAACACGCCGCCCCGCUGCGCCCUGGUGCACAGCAGCCCGGCCUGCAGCUCCUCUGUCACAUGCGGCUGGGGCGACGGCGCCUCCAGCACCACCAGGGAGAGGCAGCGGCAGACCAUUGUCAUUCCAGACACACCCAGCCCCACGGUCAGCGUCAUCACCAUCAGCAGCGACACGGACGAGGAGGAGGAACAGAAGCACGCUCCCACCAGCACUGUCUCCAAGCAGAGGAAAAACGUCAUCAGCUGUGUCACGGUCCACGACUCUCCGUACUCCGACUCCUCCAGCAACACCAGCCCCUACUCCGUGCAGCACCGCACUGGGCACAACACCAACGCCUUCGACACCAAAGGGAGCCUGGAGAGCCACUGCACUGGGAACCCCCGGACCAUCAUCGUGCCCCCCCUGAAGACCCAGGCCAGUGACGUGCUGGUGGAAUGUGACAGCCUGGUGCCAGUCAACACCAGUCACCACUCGUCCUCCUACAAGUCCAAGUCCUCCAGCAACGUGACCUCCACCAGCGGCCACUCUUCAGGGAGCUCGUCGGGAGCCGUCGCCUUCCGGCAGCAGCGGCCGGGGCCACAUUUCCAGCAGCAGCAGCCGCUCAACCUCAGCCAGCCCCCAGUGCAGCCCUCUCCUGGUGCUUCUCCUUGUCCAGGCUCAGCAGCACAUCACUGCAGACCGCACCGGGAGCCACCGCCGGCAGCAGGCCUACAUCACUCCCACGAUGGCCCAGGCUCCGUACUCCUUCCCGCACAACAGCCCCAGCCACGGCACUGUGCACCCCCACCUGGCUGCCGCCGCCGCUGCCCACCUCCCCACCCAGCCCCACCUCUACACCUACACGGCGCCCGCGGCCCUGGGCUCCACCGGCACCGUGGCCCACCUGGUGGCCUCCCAAGGCUCGGCACGCCACACCGUGCAGCACACUGCCUACCCGGCCAGCAUCGUCCACCAGGUCCCCGUGAGCAUGGGCCCCCGGGUCCUGCCCUCGCCCACCAUCCACCCGAGUCAGUAUCCAGCCCAGUUUGCCCACCAGACCUACAUCAGCGCCUCUCCAGCCUCCACCGUCUACACUGGGUACCCACUGAGCCCCGCCAAGGUCAACCAGUACCCGUACAUAUAGACACUGGGAGGGGGCACGGGCAAGGGCGGAGCUGGGCGUCUGGCACUGAAGACCCGCACAGCAGCAGUACAGGGGGCGGGGCGGGGACACUGCUGACACUUGAACUAGGAAGUGGGAGGACUGAGCAGAGAAGAGGACAUUUUUAAAAAAAGAAGGGAUUCAGGAGGGGAUCUAUGCUUUUUAUUUUAAAAAGAAAAAGAAAAAAAAGAAAACGUCGGUAACAAAAACACAGCUCAUGAACCCAUUCUGCACCAAACUGGAAAGGAGAAGAGAGAGCGAUGGAAGAUUCCGGAAGGGGGGCCAGUUUCUGAAGAACUUUAUCUAUGAACUUUUCAGAGGUUAUUUUCAUAUGGCAGCAAGUGACAUUUAAGAACUUGCUGUCAGGGACACCUGAUAUGGAAAUCCAAUAGGUUUUUCAUGGUUGAACAUGAGAAUUAGGGAUUUUUCCAGAACUCUAAAGGGUCAACAGCCCUAGAGGUCAGGCCGCUGUGGCCUGAUGUGGUGGGUUGGGCUGUUCAGGCUCCUUGGGGGGAAGGGGGUGGCCAGGCCCAGGAAGCCCUCCCCCGAGGGCAUGUGUUCUCUUCCCGAGCUCUCUGGAUAAAUCCCUAAGAAAGUUACUCCUCAAAUGUCAUUCAUAAUGUUUGUUCCAAAAUUUAGGUUUUUCUUUCUGAAGAUUUAUUUUCUCUUUGAAUCAAUCCCUAGUCGCAUAGCAGGGCUGGCGGGCGUUGCCGACACCCGGUGGAAUGUAGCAUUCUGCACCCGUUUCUCUUUGUGUUCAACUCCCGUGAUACCAAUGGACUAUCCUCAGUGUAACUGCACAACAGUGAUAGGCACAGGCAUGUAACCAAUGUGGUGGCCCAGGCGUGAGCGCGAGCGCGCCUGUGCGUCCUGGGCGGGCCAGGCUCCCUCCUGACUUGACAUCAUUCCCUCCUAGUGCCUUACGGAACCAGAGCGCGAGGGUUUCCUUCCACGGUCCUCCAAGCAGCUGGCGGGCGAGUCGGAGCAUCUCGGCACUUUUGUGCUGUUGAAACAUUUUACUCUGGUCUUUCCUCUUUUUGUUUUUAAAUUUUAAUUUAAUCUAAUUUUAGUACCUGUUUUCUAUCUAUGGCUGUUUGCUGGCAGAGGGGUGUCAGGGAGCUGGCAAGGCCGGAGAGCCCCCGGAUGUUGAGAUGUGGGGUGGAUGGUGCGGGUGGACCUGGUGGGCGUGAUGUUUUAGAUGACUGUAUUUGGACAGAGCAGGAGUGACUCCCCACCCCUUGCAGCCCCCCUCCCCCCCACCCCCCUACACCCCCGAUCUACCUGUAUGGUUGCUCUGCCAUUUGUGGGGCCAGAGGUCCCUCUGUGUUGCAGGAACACUGGCCUUGCAAGUGGCUGACUCCUUCCUGGUGUGGAAAGGACAGAGGAGAGGAGGCCGCCAGCCGCCUGCCACCUCCAGGCCAGCACACUUCCUGCCGCCUCUGUGGGCCGGAGCGCAGGCCUGGUCCUCAGCCGGGUGCUCUCACCUCCCCCAGGCCUCACUGUCGCACCACCCCUCUCCUCUGGACCCUUCCCUCUGCAGACAACCACCAGCCUGUGCUCACUGCGGUCUCUCCCUCAUUACCUGGGCCUGCCCACGGCACCACUUGGUUUUGGUUUUUGAGGGUCUGGUGGGCAGAAGGCAGGGGGACAUUUAUUGGGGUGACCAGGAGGCCUUCAGCCACCCCUUGGAGGCCCCUCCCGCCGCCAGUUAGGUUUCCAAAGAAAUUGCCCUUUGCCCUCUUUGCACCUUUGAUACAUUCUGGACGUUUCUCAGGCUUGAACUGCUGGAGGCAGGUGGGGUCUCUGUUCACAGCAACUCACACUCAUGAGGGUUAGGAGACUGUGUGGUCAUAGUGAGGCUUUAAAGGGAGGCCCUAAAUGUCGGCUCUCCACGCUGAGUCCUUAACUGAGCCCAACGCCGCGUUCCCAAGGUGCAGAGAGGCCGCUCCGUCCUCGUCCUCGUCCCCCUCCCUCCCUACCUACCUCCCUCCUUCCCUCCACAGUCUCCCUUAAAGAUCUGCUGUGAAAGGUGUUUUUAUAGUGACAUCCGACCUAAUUCAGUGAGGAAGCCAAACCUUUACCUUAGCUCUUAGCUGUGAAAUGUGAACUAACUCUGGAAAUUUCCCCUCCCGACCACAAGUCCUACUUACCUUACAAAGAGAUCCCAUUUAUCCAGGCCUUAGGCCGGAAGGAAGGAAGGAAGGACGCUAUGACUUUCGAGGGCAGACAACCCCGGGGCCCAGCAGGAUCCAUAGUCUGUCUGAUGUGGGGAGUGCGUCCUUCUGAGACGACAGGAGACGGCCAGUCAGUGGGAGUAGUGGGGCGGGGGGGGGGGGGUGAAGUUGGAGGCCACGCCAGCCUGGAAGGCCCAACUCUGGCACAGAUGGCAGCGGCGCCUCACUGGCCUUACUGUAGCGUCCUGGGCCUCGCCCAGUGCGCGCCCAACCCUCGCGCCCUCUGACCUUUCCAGAAAAGACAACCAGCCUUCCAUUUGAAGCAGAUGACUCUGUCUACCACGUCAACUUUCACCUGACACUUCUUUCCUUUUCUUCCAGACCAGGAAUGAAAGGUCCAUGCUGCUCAUAAAGAUAAUAUUAUUGUACUAAUUAUUUUGAUUAUUAUCAGUGUAAUUAUUAUCAUUAUCAUCAUGUGGAUAUUUUAGUUGGGGUUUGAAAUGCACACUUAUUCCAUGUAUCUUUGUGUUUUCUCUUUAAUAUUUAAACUUAUUUGAUUAUAUCUGUGAGUAUCUGAGUAGACAGGAAGGACAUACAGAUGUCCAGUUUUGUCAGACAAAGGAAUUGGGUGAACUGUUUGUCAUCUCUUCCACUGAGAGCUGUCAAGGAAAGAUCCCCCACAGAACCAGAGUGAAGAAUCAGGCCUUUCCUCUGCGCAGCCUGGGCACUGACCACACCGGCCGCGCAUGCUGAGCCCUGAGCGUGGGCCUCCACCAGGCCCUGCGCUUCUGAACCCGGCUGCCCAGAUCCUGGCCUGCUCACACCCGCCAUGUACCUGUCCCGCCAAAAGAUCCCCCUGCCAGAGCUGAUGCAGCCCCUCCCAGGCGCCCCCUUUCCCGUCGGUGCACCAGGAGGGUGGCUCAGAGACCACUGUCCCUCCUGGAAGCCCAAGUAAGGCUGCCGGGCAGGCAGGACCCUCCCCUGGAAACUGCCGCCUCCCCCUCCCCCUCCCCCCUCCCCCCACGCUGCCCACUUCCUCAGUCUGGCCCUGCCCCCAGGACAUCUCAGCUUGCAAUCCUAAGGACAAACUAGUGAGCCAAAAAGGGUGGAGGGAUGCUAGGAGGCCAGAGGACACUGACACGCCCAGCAGCUGCGCACACUGCGGCCAGGGUGAGGUCAUUGGCCCACAGUGCCCUGAUUUUUCCAUCAGCAAGGUGUACACACACUGCCCACAGACCCAGAAACUUCAGCCCCGGAUGAAGAAAGGGUUGAAAUGCCAGCUUCCCUGAAAGGGCGGGGGGUGGGGGGGCAGCUGGGAGAUGGGCAGGACCCAGUCCCGCAGACACUCAGCAAAUGUUAGCACGCUCCCCUAGUCCCCGCCUGCCUUCCUCCUUCAGUCCCCAGCACAGCUGUGGAAUCAGAAACCCCCAGUGGGAGGUGCCAACCUCUGCAUGUGCUCCUUGGCACUUGCCUGCAUCUCCCAUCCCGUCCUCCAACUGAGUCACCCUAGCAAAUGGGAUGAGCAAAAGGCUGCCCAUCCCUAGGCCCAAGCUCUCAAGUAGAGGAGUGUCAACCUAGUCCUACUUAGACCUCAAGUACCAUAACCUAGAGCAUCAUCUGUUCAAUAAUUGGCUUCAUCCUUCUUUGCUGAGGAAACGUCGUAAGAGUGAGAGGGGAAAUGUAAAAAGACAGGCAAGGGAGACUGCCGUGGGAGCCAGGGAGCCGCAGGUCCACACGCUCCCGCACUGGGCCUCGCCGGCCCUCCGGGAUGUUUGCACCCGUGUCUCUGCGCUUAGGGCCUCUUUCGUGAUGAUUGGGCUGUUUCCAAGGGAAGGGGUGAGCAGGCCGAUGGGUGGGAGAGUCUGAGGCUUGAUGCCAAUUACUUUUGUGAAAGAGCAUGGGGUUGAUCGAUUCAGAGGGACAAGGAGGGUGGGGGCCCGCCGGCGGUGGUCUCUCAGACCGGCUUUGCAUCCAGGCCUUCCUGGCGCUGAGUGGCUUGCAGGCCGUGGGAGCCAGCUAGCAGUCCCCUUCACCCCGGGAGACAACCCGCCCAGACACCGGGCUGCUGGGUGUGCGGAGGGAAGGCGAGGUCGGCGCAGCUGCUAACGGCUGCUUUCCCUCGACCAGGCCUGUAGAAUUGCAGACACUCGGUUUUGAACAAGCUUGUGGUGGAGGAUUGGGGUGUGAGAGUGAGUGAGUGAGUGAGUGGAGCAGACUUUCUUGGAAACUGGAGGAAGGAGAUGAGGAGGCUUGAGGAGCUAUUACUGAUGGGCUGUGGGGGGUGAAACGCCGUGUCCACGGGCUGACCCAGCUUUCGUCCGGACUCUGUCUGGUGCUGGGGGCAGGGCAGGAUGUGGGGCUCUGGGACAGAAAACAGGAGAAAAAACCAGGUAGCAGAGAAAAUUCAACAGAGAGGCGAGGUUUCCUGCCGCGGCCUUGCCGGGACCUCACAGCGCCAGCGUAAGAGCUUUGCCACAAAGCAUUCCCGCCCUGGGGACUUGGUGUGCUUCUGGUCCACCCGGUCUGUCUUUUCUCUCUGGUGUGUCGUACAGACUACAUGGGGAACCCUCAAAAGGAAGCAGGCCAGAGUUGUCCUUACCAAAUUGGAAAGGAAGGUGUAACUGUUCCUUUCUUUAGCCAAAGAACCCUUCUCGGAGACACCUCCACACGGACAGCAUGGUGGCAUUCCUGUCUUUCCUCUCGGGGCAAUAAUGACUUCGUUCGUGAUGCAAUUCCAUUUGUCUUUCUCUUUCCUCUGUAUCCUGACUUUCUGUUGUUACAUUGAUUUCAAAGCUGUACUCACCUUUUCAGAGAAGUAGAUCAGUAACCCUAACGCUGCUGCUACUGGGGGGCUGGAGACACCACGUGACUAUGUGAGCUGAACUGGCCUCGUGUCACCAGGGGUCCGACCGGGCAGACCUGCCGGGAAGUUCAGCUGCGUUUGGGGGUUGGAUGUGCAGGAGCCGGGCUCUGAUGCCUUUGGACUCUCACUUCUAAUCUCCACAGACUAGUCCGUAAAAUCUCAGCCAGGCUACUAGAGAACUGAAGAUGGUGAAAUGACUUAAAUGCAACAGAGACUUUCAAAGACCAUUGGCGCCUUGCUCACUAGCAUCACCCCACCUGGCAGAGGCUUCUCACCUCAUUCCUGCAGCUCCAGGCCAGCUCUUCCCUUCAGACCCAGUUGACGCAGAAGGGACCCUCCGUAGGGCACGCUCUCAGAAUACCUGCCCCAGAGGGACCCUCCUGGGUGCCCCCAACUCAACUCCCGCAAGUCUCCGAGAGCCCCCAAUCUCAAGAAUAUUAGAUUGACUCUCUCAUUUCUUCUCAAAACCUGCAAUGUCCCUCAGCUAACAGCCAGCAUUUGUUGAAUGCCUUCAGCACUCCAGGCCCCAGGCAAGCCCUGUGAGGGUGACCUCAUGGCGCCCUCAGAGCCACCCCAUGUACGACGCCCCCUUUACUGAUGGGGGGUGGUGAGGAAGCUGAUGUUCUAACAAAGAAAGAGUAGCAUGUGCUAACGAAAAUAAAAUAAAAUAGUGGUCUGAAAUUGCCACAUUUCUAGUGAAAUUUUUGUUAAGGAGGCCUUGGCUGAGAUAGGAUUUUUAAUUAACAGCCUCAUAUUUCUGACCAUUUAAUGGUACUCCCAUCAAUUGUGUGCCAAACACUGUGCUAAACACGGCUCAUCCGUGAGCUUGUUUAUCCUGGUCUUCAGAAUAACGAUGAAAUCAGCAAUAGGCAUCCGUUACAGAGGAGGCAGCUGCCAGGGUCACCCGGCUAGGAGGGAGCGGGCCUUGGACCCAGGUCUCAGCGGCCGGCCUCGGUGCCUCCCAUGUUUAAAUGCAAAGGAAGGCCUUGGGGUGUCCCGCGCUGUGGCUCACAUGCAUGGGCCUCGGCAGCAGGUCUGCGUGGAGAGGGCGUCCGCAUUGGAGGCGAGCAGAGGGGCAGCGGUAGCUUGGCUUCGGAGAGAAUCGUAGGGGUGUUUCUUUUGAUUCGGAAUAGAAUGUGUUUCAGGUCCCUUUCCAGUGUGCCAACUGGUCUAGUACUGCUGCUGCCACAAACUCCUGAGAGAGAAAAGGGGAAAAAAAAAAUUCUUCUUUAAAAAAAAACAAUUUUUUUCUUGCUUAUAGUUAAUUCUAGAAAGGCAAUACUAAAGCUAUAUAUAUAUAUUUUUCCAACGUGCUAUUUUUGACUGCACUGAUAAACAUCAUGACAAGUCUGGUCUCAUAACCGACCCACUCUUCAGCUCUGGGUAGAACCAGGGACGGGGCUCACACCGAGUUUGUAAAUAUUGUGCGGGUCUGGUGUCCAGGAACUUUUUCCUUUGUUUAAAAAAGACAUAGAAGAAGGAGAAAGACGAUUUUUAGAAAGAGGAUCAAAAUAAGGUUUUGUUUCGAGGCAGCCUUCCCGAAGCAGCGGGCGCAGUGGUGUGUGAACGGAGGGAAACUACAGGGAGGGAGAGGCUCUUGCCGCGGUCCGAGAUUGCUAGCAACACAGAGCGUGUUUAUUUUGGUUGAAAGGUGACAAGAAUUUAGAAGUACUUUGGGACUCAAUUUUUAAUUUUUUAGAAAAUUCUUAUUUGUUAUGAAACAUCUCCUCAGUUGUUUUGGGUGGGCGUUCUUUGUUUUGUUUCUUUUUUAUUUUAAAAACGUCUUUAUUGGCUGGCUCCAGGCUUGUCGGCCUAAACUCUUGGGUAGUUGACACAAGUUCUGGAGUCCUCUAGAACUUGAACUCCAUUGGAAGCAAACCCAACUCAUUGGCAUUCGAUCCUGGUUGGUUUCGGUAGGCGUGCUGGAAUUCUGACGGAGCACCGAAAGGUUUUUCUAAAGAAGGUUUUAGAUACAUUAUCUUACACUAACUGUGACCUAAUGGCAAUAAUACCUCAACUGUGGGCAUUCAUCCUGGUUUUAGCCUCUUUUGAAGUCAUGUAGCUGGCCUGCUCUUGGGAUUUAGAAGACUGUGAACUCUGUGGGCUUGAGUGAAUUCCGAAAAUAGCUGACCUUCACGACGAAAAUUAAACCGAGGGAGAGCUGAUUCUCUGUCUGUUGUAAUCAAAUGUGAUGUUCAAAUGCACAUGUUAAGUCUCUAUGUUCUUAGCUACUGUAAAACGCUGUUAGCCUUCUAAGACAGCGAGAGAGUCACAUUUUAAAUGCGUACACUAAAUAAUUGACCGUGGAUGCUGAAGCAUAUUUCUGGCUACAUUUUAUAGUUAAAGUGUUUUAUAGUUUACAUUUAAACUGGUACUUUAAAAAAAACACACACAAAAAAACACUUCUGUUUAUAACUGACAUCUUCAGACCCCAGCGAGCGGCCCCUCCAGUUGGAAGCCGCGCCCCCAAGGCAGGUGUCCCACCCAUGCUGUUGUGUUGUGUAGCACUGCCCUCCAUGUUACGGUUUCCAUGGGAACGAGAGAGAAUGUGAAAGGGUUUCCAGGUUCGGUCCACAGCCUGGGCCAGAUGCGAAGACCUCGUGCCAUGUUAUAUCAGCCCUUCGAGGCCUUGACAUCUCAGAAGAGGCAGAGAGAACAGCCACCUGGUUUGUUGACUGUCUUGAUUUGAAUGUUUAACUUAUUAAUGAUCCACUGACAUCCAGUCACUAGGCAGUAGGAGACACUGGGAUCCAGGGAGCCCGGAAGUGCAGCUGCUGUUUCUGGGCCCCCUGGCGACAUUCUGCUGGGGUUUUCAGGGGAGGCCAUCCAUCCCUAUGCCUAUACUCAUUGCCUAGGUUGGCCAUAUCUGCUGUCAUCGAGUCCUUUUCUCCGUUGACACAAAAUAAAUGCAAAAGGAUGUGUUGACUCUGUUAAACUUGGAUUUGAGGCCUAGGUCAGUGGGAGGGGGGCCUGGAUCCUUCCUAGAGAUUGUGAGUCUGCUGAGCAGGAGGGGCUGGGGACUGAGGGGCCCCUGAGGCCCAUUGAAGGAGAGGUCAGACCUGAAGGUGAGAGACUUCAGCGUGAGGCCCUGUCCUGCAGGAACAGACCGGCAGCUGUGGGUUCUGUUGAGUGAGGAGGACCUACUGUGAACUAAAGGGCAUUCCUUUAGCAGAUGAGACCUUGAAAACCGCAGACACCUGGGACCAGGGAGCUGUUUGUGGUGGUGUUUUUAAAACGCAUUUGCUUUUUCCCUGUGAACUCUGUUGACAGUAUGUUCUUAUUUCAGGCUUUUGUUAGAAAUCUUAUUGUAAAAUAUUUUUCAUCUCGUCCCUUCUAGUUAUAUGCCCGCUUUCCUCCAAUUGGUUUCCCCUUUGCUUUAAUUAACCAAAUGAGUUUUAUGUCAUUGUCUUUGGGUGUUAACCAUUUUUUAAAAACUAGAGGUAUAGAAAUUGGCUUUUUUUUAAGUAACUUUACUGUAUCUGAAAAAGGGCUCUGCCAUUGCUCACUAGUUUCCUUUCAACCAGUCACCACACGAGCCUCUCCCCGCACCGCCUACCCCACUGGUGUCGUGUCACUGUCCCCGUGGCCACCCCGGCCUCUGCCCUGCUGUCGCCACAGCCCCACGGCCAGGCACCCGCCUCCCAGGACGCUCUCUCAAGAGCCAGGAAGAAGGGCCCCCUUAGCCUUGCGAGGGGUGGUCUUGCCUCCCUGUGAGUGGCCUGCUUGGUCGAAGGGGCAAUGGACUUAUCAUUAUUUUAAUAGUUUGGCUCAGGUUAUGAGGACUUGGGAAGGAAAAGUGGUUUGACCAUGCCCAUUCUUUGUAGCUUUCUGUGACUGAUGAAUGGAACAUAGUGUCCCCCCCCACCCCUCCCUUCCCAGCAGGCAUCCCUGUUGGCGAUGCCUCCACGUGGCAUGGUUUCCCUCCCCGCCCCCCACGCGCCUCACUCGUAUUACUGCUCAUUUCCUCGUAGCUUUCCCAGGGCACAAUCAUUUCUCGCCCCAAAGCAACUCCUCAUCCUCUGUGUGCAUCUUCUUAACCAAAUGAAGUAGACCAGGAAGACAUACUUUGGGGCAUCAGAAUUUCUAGUUUAGUAGAGAAUCACUGUGUAGAUAGAGAGGUUGUUAUGUAUGUUUGUGUGUAUAUGUAUAUAUAUACAUCAAACCAAAUGGCGGGUAGGAGAAGCAUAGCUUUACGGAGGAGGAGGUGGAGGAGGAGGAGCUUUUAGAAGUUUGAGUCAGCCCCAGGCUGCACUUGCCACACCUGGGUUGAGGCGUCACAGCUCGCCACAGUGGAGGCAGGGGCCCUGAGCGUACCACCGCUCUCUAGGUCCCCAGGGUCAAGGGCAUAGAUGAGUGAGGGAGGCAACAAAUCAGAAUGACUGGAAUUUUCCAUCUCGAUUUGCUUUGACCACAUGUAUUGAGCUGCCGUCUCUGGUAUUAUAUCACGUUUCCAAAAAUGGUAUCCAUUAGGGUAGAAAGAGAACGGAUCUGUAGAAAUGUUUACCUUUCAACUGCCCGUGAAUUUAGGACACUCUGGAUGGAAGGCUCACGCCCCAGAAUAAGAACAGGGAAGAGGAGACCAGGUGACGCGGGUCACCAGUCCAAGCGACGUGGCUCCCUCCCCAAGGUCAUCUCGUCCAGAUCUUUCUCUUCCAGGUCAUCUCAGCUCAAUAACCCUAUGGAAGCCCUGGUCUGUUGUGUUCCUUCACUGUACUGUUUCUGUAAUAAGAAGUGUUAAUCCACGUUAAUCUUUGUGAAAAUUAUUGCGUGCAACAGUAUUUUCUCGUGUACCUCCCUUUCCUACGUGAAUUGUCCCACUUUCCUUUUUUAUUUAUAAAUGUCUACUUUUUUUAAAGACAAACCAAUGUGUCGUAGGCCUCUAUGUAACCGACUCCUUAGUCUCAUAUUAUAGGUAUGUUAUAAGAAUGGAUAUUUUACUUGGCUUUAGAAUGUUUUACAAGAAAAAUAAUUCUUAACUGAUCAAGUCCUUGCUACUAAAAUGCUUGUGUUUUUCAUCAUGACGUCGUGUGCUUCUAAAUUAAUAAUCAUUUUCGUUGUAGAAAAAUGGAGUGAAUUUAUAUUAGUCUUGGAAACUAAUAAUAGCAUUGUAAAUUUAUGAGAUGAUUUUAACAGAAAAAAAUUAUAGAAGAAUAUAGUUAUUUUAAUUGUAAUAUUACUAACUGUAGGGUGAGCAGGGGGUCCCGUGUGGUGAACUAUGUUAUAGCUUGUUACUCACAGUUUCUUUUUGAUCAUUUUUUCGGUCUCUGAGGUGAAACGAGUUAUUAAUUAAAAUUUGUAAACUCACAUAUGCAUAUUGUAUAUGUGUAGCGAUGUAAUCACACUUUGUCUUGGAAUUACAUUAAACUGUUUGGAAUCACUGUC